CCUGUGGGUCAUAUGAGUAAGUUAUCUCACACUAGUAGCUGAAGCUUGGUAUAAUGUUGAGAAAUAAAGGCAGCAUAAUUUAUUAGUGAUGUUAAUGUCAGUGCAUUAUUUUAUCAUGUUCUGAGAUCCAUUUAAAAAAAACAAUCCCCUUAAAAUAAAAUGGGUUUUCGUGGCUGCAGUUGAGGGGUUACUUAUGUGCCAUUAAGUGUAGGCAUGUUUAUGCAUUCAUGUUGUGAUGCUCUGAGUACCGUUCCCAGACCUAAAGAAGAGCUCUGUGUAAACUCAAAGCUUGUCUCUUUGACCAAAAGAAGUUGGUCUAAAAAAGAUAUUACCUCACCCAUCUUGUCUCAUUCAUGUUUCUUUGGAAAAAUAAUUGGCGCCUGAUCCUAUGCUGGUUAUGGAAGCAAAAGAGCUCAUGUGGACAGAGCUUCUCUUGGAUGAGUGAGAGUUUUGCCUACAUGAGGCAUAAUGCAUAACAUUUCACAUAUUACAAAUAAAGCCUAUUUAGAAAAGGAACAGUGCAGCCAUAUAACUAUAUGGUAGCUACUAAAUCAACCAUGUUGCAAAAGGGUUUAUCAUUUUAAAUGGCUUUUAGUCCUAGAGACUUGUUCACUUUAACCAUUUAAACAGCCAGUCACUUUUUAGCUUGGCUUUUUUUAACAUUGAAAUAUUUGUCAUCACGUACAUUACUUCCUUGCUUUAAAAGAGUAGAAAAAAUAUUUGAAGGAACAAAUUUUGAACUUGCAACCUUUGAAAUGUGAAACUAGCAUCUUAUCCACUAGAUUCUACAGUCUUUUGUUACUAGCCUAGGGAAUUGGUAGGUCUUAAAUUAGCUAUAGAAAAGUUUCCGAUCCCUGAUGGCAACAAAAACGUUGAUUUUUUUUUAAAGGGCCAUAGAAUUCGUACAAAGCCUACUCUUGUUCAUAACAAGCUAUGUUUGUGAUGACAUACAAAAAAAUUCCCUACACUAUUGCUAAAAAUAAUAAAUAAGGGAGUUUGGUUUAAAUACUAGUAUGUUUAAAAAAUUAGCCUUUUCCCAUAACAGGCAAAGAAUAAAGUUCUAAUGCUAAGUAUUGUUAUGAAAAUAUCCCAAAUUUCCCAUCAAGUUUAUUAUAGAAAACAAACUUGGCUCAAGUCAUUAAUACCAAACUCUGGUCUACACUACAAAAUUACUGCGCUAUAACUACAUCGCUCAAGGGUGUGGAUUAUUCACACUCCUGAGUGACGUAGUUAUACAGACCUAAACACCGGUGUAGACAGUGCUAUGUCGGCGGGAGAGCUUCUCCCACCACCAUAGCUGCCACCCCUCACAGAGGUGGAAUUAUUAAGCCGACAGGAGAGCUCUCUCCUGUCGGUUUAGAGUGUCUUCACCAGAAGCGCUACAGCGGCACACCUGCACCUGUGCUGCUGUAAAUCUGUAGUGUAGACCUGCCCCAAGAUUCUCAGUUCUUCAAGUGUAUUUGGUGCAAAACUCUUUAAUGACCUGUAAGUUCCAAGCUGCACCAUAAAAAUGUUUUGUUGAUCGUCUUUUUCUUGUAUAGUUUUCUUACAACAUUCUAAUGAACAAAAAUAAACUGAAACUAGUGGGAAUCCCUGCCUCUGUUAAUUGCUUUCAUCAUCAGCCUGUCAGCAUAUAAACUAGAUAACAUACUGCAGUUUUUCCCUAGCUUCUGUACUUCAUGGGUGAAUAAUUCUAUGGUCAGUUUGGCUAUUAUCAUAAAAUAGUGCAAAUUCGGACACACAAUGGCACUGUAAUCAAUAAAUGCAACCUCGACAUUUAAUCCAUGCAUUUUAAACCAUCCACAACAAUAAUCCAUUAAUUAUGAAUGGGAGUGCUGUAAAAAUGGCACCACUGUACUUUGCUGUGCAACGUGCAAACCCAGGUUUGCGAGGACAAGGUGUUACGGUUGCUACACCCUGAGGUUCAGCGUGAAUGUUGUAAAUGAUAAGAGGGUACAUAGUGUGCCCACCCACUACAAGGUGAAAGAAAUAAGCUGAUGGAAGGAGGCAAAUGGUGAAGGUGGUAUUUUAAAAUGCUGAUCAUUGUUGACUGACAAUGUUACCUUUUUAAUGGGAAGUCCAAUAUUCAUGCUUCUGUAUCAUAUUUACAGGAGAUUCUGCCAUUUUCAUUUUCCCCUCUUCAAGGUUUUUCAAGUUAAGAGACUCACAUGUAGAGAACCCACUGCUAAUUCUGUUUUUUAAGCUUGCUUUUCUUUCUAAUCAAUUCAGCACACCCUGCUGUGUCCUGCAGAUUAGUUCAUUUAUUCACUGGAUGUUUUAUAUUACAGUCACAAUUUGAGGCUCUUUCUUUUCUAAUAAGUAUAGAACAAGUGAGCUGUGCUUUUCCCCCCACCCCGUGGGACAGCCGAAGCAUGAAAUCAUCCAUGGCUUUGAAAAGCAGCACUAUUGGCUUGGUUCUCAAAUGGGUUGGUGAUCAAGUUCAAUAGUUGCAGUGCCUGGUCGUUGCCUUACUGCCAGAACGUCUACGAUGGAGGUGGUGUCAGCAGAGGUGAACAGCUUACUCCCUGAGGAGAUAAUGGACACUGGUAUAACUCUGAUGGAAGACGAUAGCAUUGAGGCUGUUAUUGUGGCGUCACCUAUGGGAGAUGCUAUUCCUAUGGAAACAGAACUGGAAGAAAUAGUGAACAUAAGCUCAGCCAGUGACUCUGCAACUACAAUCACAGCCACCACAGAACCAGCUACCGUGCCCAGCAAUCACUCAAGCCAAGUUACAGUGAAUACCACAAUUACAAAAACUGACACUAAUGCAACAGUAAAACCUACCUUGCAAAGUGGCCUCCAUAAACUUGGUGCUCAGACUCCUGUCACCAUCUCAGCCAAUCAGAUUAUUCUGAACAAGGCCACUGAUCUUAAACUUGGCAACCAAACUAUUAAACAAGAAGGACAAAAGCUAAUUGUGACAACUUUGGGAAAGGCUGGCCAGCCAAUUGUCUUAGCACUACCCCACAACCAGCUACCCCAGACGCAGAAGGCCACAAUUCAGGCUCAGGCAGGAGACCCCAAGGUACCAGCCCAGCAGAUCAAAGUGGUUACUAUUGGAGGGAGGCCAGAGAUGAAGCCUGUCGUUGGUGUCUCCUCUUUGACGCCGGGAAGUCAGCUGAUAAAUACUGCAGCCCAGUCUUCUGUAUUACAGACCCAGCAGUUAAAAACAGUACAGAUUGCUAAGAAGACCCGAACACCAACUUCUGGCCCAGUAAUCACCAAGCUGAUCUUUGCAAAACCAAUUAAUAGCAAAGCGGUUACAGGACAGACAACUCAAGUGUCGCCAGUCAUUGCAGGUAGGGUUCUUUCACAGACUGCUCCGGGAACUCCACCAAAGACCAUAACCAUCUCUGAGAGUGGAGUUAUUGGGCCUUCUUUAGGUUCUACAACGCAACAGACACCGAAUAAAAUAGCUAUCUCCCCGCUGAAGUCCCCUAAUAAGCAGCUGACAGUGGUGUCGGUGGCCUCGCAGCCUCCUAACUCCCCUCAGAAGACGGUUGGUGUUCCUCUGAAUGUAGCCUUAGGACAGCAGAUCCUCACAGUGCAGCAGUCAGCACCCUCUUCCCCUGGCAAGGCCAUAGUCAACCAUACAACUGCUCAGGCUGUGAAGUCAGCAGUACAGACCAUCACUGUGGGAGGAGUGAGUACAUCUCAAUUUAAGACCAUAAUUCCCUUGGCAACGGCCCCCAAUGUUCAGCAGAUUCAGGUACCUGGAAGCAAAUUCCAUUAUGUCAGACUUGUUACGGCCACAACAGCCAACAGUUCAACCCAGUCAGCCAGUCAGAAUCCUAGUACCAACACACAGCCUCUUCAGCAAGGUAAGCCAGUGGUGGUGAAUGCAACUCCAGUGCGGAUGUCUGUCCCAAUAGUACCAGCUCAGACUGUCAAACAGGUGGUGCCCAAACCAAUCAACCCAACUUCACAGAUAGUUACUACUAGUCAGCCACAACAGAGACUUAUUAUGCCAGCUACUCCACUGCCACAGAUACAGCCAAACCUCACUAACCUCCCACCGGGCACUGUGCUGGCGCCAGCACCUGGCACAGGAAACGUAGGCUAUGCAGUUCUUCCAGCUCAAUACGUCACUCAGCUACAGCAGUCAUCAUACGUAUCUAUAGCAAGCAACACUGGUUUUACUGGGACAUCUAAUAUCCAGACCCAAGCAAGGCUUCCGUUCAAUGGAAUUAUGCCAUCCGAACCUGCAAACCGCCCCAGGAAGCCAUGCAAUUGUACAAAAUCGCUGUGUUUGAAAUUGUAUUGUGAUUGUUUUGCAAAUGGUGAAUUCUGCAAUAACUGCAACUGUACCAAUUGUUAUAACAACCUGGACCAUGAAAAUGAUAGGCAAAAAGCAAUAAAGGCCUGCCUUGAUAGAAACCCUGAAGCCUUCAAGCCCAAAAUAGGGAAAGGAAAGGAAGGGGAAUCAGACCGACGGCACAGCAAAGGCUGCAACUGCAAACGAUCGGGAUGUCUCAAAAACUAUUGUGAAUGCUAUGAGGCAAAAAUCAUGUGUUCCUCAAUAUGUAAAUGUAUUGGCUGUAAAAACUUUGAAGAAAGCCCAGAACGAAAGACUUUGAUGCACUUAGCAGAUGCAGCAGAAGUAAGAGUCCAGCAACAGACAGCUGCAAAGACAAAGUUAUCCUCACAAAUCUCAGACCUGUUAACGAGGCCAACCCCAGCACUGACUAGUGGAGGGGGGAAAUUGCCAUUUACCUUUGUAACCAAGGAGGUGGCUGAUGCGACUUGUGACUGCCUGCUUGCGCAGGCCGAGCAGGCUGAAAAGAUGGGCAAGUCAAAAGCAGCAGCGGAGCGCAUGAUCCUGGAGGAAUUUGGACGUUGUUUGAUGAGAGUCAUUAACUCAGCAGGAAAGUCCAAAAGUGACCCCUGCGCCAUGAACUGCUGACUCUUGCAUAGGAGCCAUGGUAAAUUGGACUGAACAUGACACUUAAGGCACAGGGACACUUUGGUUCACAGCAGAGGAUUUAAUACUAUUUUAUUGUUAAUUUGGUGCUUGUUUUAAAUUGACCUGCAUAAUGUUGAAACAAGAAAAUCUUUUAUAAUUAGGAGUAGAUUCUUUUAAAUUUUAGCUAAAUUCUCUUCUACUUAUGACGAUGCCUAAAGGUGAAUUUUUCUUCCUGUUGUACAGCUUUUAACUUUCUUGGGUUUGGUAAGAAUUAGAUGUUUUCUUCCUCCCCCUUUCUCUAAGAAAAUUGUCCAGAGAGUCUUUAUAAAUUAUUAUUAUAAUAUAUAUUAUUUACAGUGUAUAGAGUUGCAUCACUUUGUUCAUAUGGAAGAAUCAGACACUGGCAGAAAAUAUUUUUGGCAGUAGACCAAGAAAACAGUAUAUCUGUGGAGGAAUUAAUUCUGAAAGGACAUGUAUAGAAAUGAGCAUCUUCACAAUACUGACAAUACCAAAUUAGAUAAAAGAACAUCACUCUACAGCCCUGGAAGGCGACGGAUCAGUGUUAAGAACCGAUUCAGCAAGGUCCUUAAGCACAAAUAAUGUUAAGCAUGUGGGCCAUUGACUUCUUGGGACAGCUUACACGUUUAGCAUCGCAUAUGUUCUUAAAAACCUUGCUGAAUCUGGGCCUCAGGGCACAACUUUUAAAAUGGAAAGUAUUUACAUUUUUCUUUAGAUGAUGACAGAAAUUUCAUUACCGGCUUGCUGAAUAGUCUAAAAUGGAAGUUGAAGGACAGAUGAUGGGCCAAAAAUUCAGAAAGAAUUAAAAGCAAUGCUGUAAAAACAAGUUUCCAUCCAACUUUUAUCAUUAGAUAAACAUCAAGCAGGGAGAUGCUGUUGUGCAUCUAGGGCUCAAUCCUGCAAGGUCCUGAGCAUUCUCACGUCUCGUUGAAGCCAGAGAGCGUUUGCAGUCCUUAGCACCUCAUAGGAUAGAGCCCUUAAACUGGCAGAAAAUGAGAUUAUUGUUGUGUACAUUUACACAGAAACUGAGAUUACUGGGUGUGAGGGAACCAACCCUUGUGUUUUCCUGUUAGCACAGUUUUCAUGUGAGAUGGAUUCCAAACUAGCUGCAUCCAAGUUAAUCAGAGAAGAUGUGUGAAGAUCAGACUCCCUGUACACCUGUGGACCUUUUUGAUAUCACUUUUUUAAUCUUUGGGACUCAUUUGGCUUUUUUUUUUAAAGUGUUAUUUAGGAUUGCAGUUUGAGCCAUGACAUGCAAGUACACUGGUACGGAUUAAAGAUCACCAUCAAAACCAGAUACACCUGACCUUUUUUUGUGUGGGGAACAGGGAAGGAAUCAAAUCAGGUCAAAUACAGUUGUGCAUAGAAGACACUUAAGGAUGGGAACUUUUUCUAGUAUUUACUACAAACAGUCCCAAAUCACAUUUUUGGUAGUGUAGCUCUAAAUUUAAUGAAAGGAAAUAACCAUGUUUAAAUUCACAGGCAUUUAUUUAGUUAGAUAUCUUAAUCCUCUCUGUAAUUAUCAGAACAAGACUGAUACUUUUAUUUUCCAAAAGGGAUUUUAUAUUCUUGCCAUGUGUAACUGUGUGUAUAUAUUCUUUAACAUAUGUUUGUGUAUAUGUAGCAAAUACACAUACACACACCUGCGAAAAGGGAAUCCACCAUUCAUUAAAAAGGUUUUUUUUUUAAUAAUUAGGAUCUAGAUUUCUAAAAUGUCAGUGCGAUAACUCUAAAUGUAGAUAGUUCAGCCAUUCAUCUUACUUUUUAGUGACUCAAUAUAGUAUGUCCAGUAAGAUUUGUAUAAAUGUAAAUUAGUGUAAGUGGAUAAAGUAAGACCUAAUCAAGUUAUUUUUCAAACAGAUUGCAAUACACCUUCUUUUGUCUAGAACUAAAUCCAUGUUAAUUUUGUAUAUAUUCUGUGUCCUAUUCUAAAUUGCACCUUUUGUGAUGUGUAUUUAUAUACAGUGUGGAGAAAAUGUUUGUGAAACUUUGGAUUACAGUUGUAGAUGAUGUAUGAUGGCAUUGCUUGUAAAGAUUUUGAAGGUGCAAUCAAGUACUCUUAGUUCUACUUGUUUUGAACAAGUUUUCUGAAACAUUGAGCUUGUUUCCAAACACCCCCCCUCUCCGGCCCCGCUUAGUAUGUAGUAAAUCAUUUUUGUACUUCCUUAGCCAUUUGCAACAAACUGCUGAACAAGAUUUACAGUCGAGUUCAUCCAGUUAUUUUAAACAGAUCUGGGGUGGGGUCAAAGGUUCAUUUUCUAGUUCUGUUUACACCUGAAAGUAGAAAGAUUAAAUUUAUAUUUACUAGACCAAUUCAAAAAAUACACUUUUCUAUAUUGUAAAAAGUCGGCUAAAUCACAAAGAAAAAUAAACAUUUAUACUAUUCUGUAAACAUGAUUUUUGCACUCUGUUCCUUUAGAGCUGGCAAGAACAUUAACGGUUUUAUUAAAGUAGCUGAUGUAUUAAUUAGAGGCCAGGUUGUCACCAAAGUUGCAUUCACUAAGGCCCCAAAUCAGCAAAGCACUUCCUUGUCAUUAAGCAUGUGAUUAAAUACCAUUGACUUCAAUAGGACUGGAGCACAUUCUCAAAGCAUGUAUGUGCUUAUAUGCUUUUCUGAAAAGAGAUGCACUUAAGUAUGUGCUUAAGUACUUUGAAAUGGGGCCAAAAUAUAUACAUGCACAACCAGGUAAUUGGGCCCAAAGGGGUAUUUUUGUAUUUAGUUACCUCUCCUGCAUGAGCAAAUUCAGGUUCUACCCCUGUGGAGACUGAACAGACAUAGUCCUUGAUCCAACAAACAUAUCCAUAUGGAUGGACCCUCAUGCCCUGUCAGGAUCCCAUUGAAGUUAGCGGGACUCCAUACAAGAGUCUCUCCAUGCAGAAUCAAGGGUAAAAUGUUCAGAGGCAACUUUGGCCACAGCCUUUGAAAAUUUGGCCCUAGGCAUUUUAUUGGCAGGUUUCUAACUAUAUCCUGUAAGGGUUAGGGUACUUAACUGCAUAAAAACGGUGAGUUUUAAAGACAAAACUGCUUUCUUCUACAAAAUAAAACUAUUUUUAUUUUUGGAUU
This is a messenger RNA of Chrysemys picta bellii (western painted turtle), 7985 nucleotides long. RefSeq names its product lin-54 DREAM MuvB core complex component (gene LIN54). NCBI's taxonomy places the organism in Eukaryota, Metazoa, Chordata, Testudines, Emydidae. The record is from RefSeq and is a predicted model, not a curated record. Gene Ontology annotation, biological process: regulation of DNA-templated transcription. Gene Ontology annotation, cellular component: nucleus.